UCAAGAAUCGCCUGUAAAAGCCAUUCUUCUUGGUCAAGUCACCCUUACAAGUCCUUCUUGAUCAUGAAGGGGAGUAGGUAAGAUUGUUUCUCCUGGUGUUGAGUCCUGAACAGCUCCAUGACAUGGGACUAGAAAAUGAACGAAAGAUGCUUACCAAAUCAGGAGAAACCAAAGAGGAAGAAGAGGAGGAAGAAUCAGUGGACCCCUUAACAACAGUGAGAGAGCAAUGUGAGCAGUUGGAGAAGUGUGUAAAGGCCCAGGAGCAGCUAGAGCUUUGUGAUAAGUGUGUAUCUUCCUGAUCACAGACAGAAAAGGAUUGAACAGAGGAGCUCUUUGACAUCUUGCAUGCAUUUGACCACUGUGUGGCCCACAAACUCUUUAAUAGGCUGAAGUAGCUGCACAG
This is a messenger RNA of Mesocricetus auratus (golden hamster), 403 nucleotides long. RefSeq names its product cytochrome b-c1 complex subunit 6, mitochondrial-like. The transcript has a single exon. Gene Ontology annotation, biological process: mitochondrial electron transport, ubiquinol to cytochrome c. NCBI's taxonomy places the organism in Eukaryota, Metazoa, Chordata, Mammalia, Rodentia, Cricetidae. The record is from RefSeq and is a predicted model, not a curated record.